AUGUACUUUGAAGAAAGAGAGUUAACCAAGGAUUACACAGUAGUGAAGAAGACAUCCGCAGAUGGAGGCACAAGCAGGAAUACCUCGGAGGGAGAUCUCAUCUUGUCUCCACAUUUUGAAACAGAAGAUAACAUCACACAGGAUUCUCCAGGAGACAACUCCAUCACAGUAACUCUGCACCCAGUACCACACAGCGCAGAUAUAUCAUCUGAUCCCUCUGAUUGUGAGAACGGUUCCUCUGAUACCUCCAAUAUUGCCACACACAGUGCAGCUCACAGAAGUGAUAAACUCUUUAUCUGUUCUGAGUGUGGGAAAUGUUUCACAAGGAAUCCAAGUCUUGUUUUACAUGAGAGAAUUCACACAGGCGAGAGACCAUUUACGUGCUCUGAGUGUGGGAAAUGUUUUACACAUAAAUCAGAUCUUUUUAGACAUGACAGAAGUCACACAGGUGAGAAGCCAUUUCCAUGUUCUGAGUGUGGGAAAUGUUUUACACAGAAGUCACAUCUUGUUUUACAUGAGAGAAGUCACACAGGUGAGAAGCCAUUUCCAUGCUCUGAGUGUGGGAAAUGUUUUACACAGAAAAUAGACCUUGUCACACAUCAGAGAAGUCACACAGGGGAGAAACCAUUUCCAUGCUCUAAGUGUGGUAAAUGUUUUACACACAAAUCACAUCUUGCUAGACAUCAGAGAAUUCACACAGGUGAGAAGCCAUUUUCCUGCUCUGAGUGUGGGAAAUGUUUUACAGAGAGAUCAAUUCUUGUUACACAUCAGAGAAGUCAUACAGGUGAGAAAUCAUUUCCAUGUUCUGAAUGUGGGAAAUGGUAUACCCGGAAUUCACAUCUUGUUAGACAUCAGAGAAGUCACACAGGUGAGAGACCAUUUUCAUGUUCUGAGUGUGGGAAAUGUUUUACAGAGAAAUCAGUUCUGGUUAUGCAUGAGAGGUGUCACACAGGUAAAAGACCAUUUCCGUGUUCGGAGUGUGGGAAAUGUUUUACACGGAAAUCAGUUCUAGUUAAACAUCAGAGACGUCACACAAGUGAGAGACCAUUUUCAUGUUCUGAGUGUGGGAAAUGUUUUUUACGGAAAUCACAUCUUCAUGGACAUCAAAAAAUACAUAAAAGAAGAUGAGCUGAAAG
Messenger RNA from Pseudophryne corroboree (corroboree frog), 1136 nucleotides. RefSeq names its product gastrula zinc finger protein XlCGF17.1-like. Lineage: Eukaryota; Metazoa; Chordata; Amphibia; Anura; Myobatrachidae. The record is from RefSeq and is a predicted model, not a curated record. The transcript is spliced from 3 exons. Bases 1 to 1128 code for a protein of 375 amino acids.